Verticillium dahliae VdLs.17 is the source of this 945-nucleotide messenger RNA. RefSeq names its product glyoxylate reductase. The coding region runs from base 1 to 945 and encodes 314 amino acids. The transcript has a single exon. Gene Ontology annotation, molecular function: NAD binding. Lineage: Eukaryota; Fungi; Ascomycota; Sordariomycetes; Glomerellales; Plectosphaerellaceae. The record is from RefSeq and is a predicted model, not a curated record.
AUGAAGCUCCUCUACCCUACCUCCCUCGUGCUCGACGUUGACAGCCUCAAGGGCUUCUCCGUCGACCUCCAGCCCUACGAUGUCAAGCAGCUCAUCCCAGAGGAACUCAUCGACGCCGAGAUCCUCGUCACCUGGACAAAUACGGCCGAGAACCUCAAAGAUGCCGCCGCACGCAUGAAGAACCUUCGUUGGAUUCAGUCCCUGGCGGCCGGCCCCAACGAUGUGCUCAACGCCGGUUUCGACUCGUCCAGGAUUGCCAUCACCACCGGCUCCGGCCUUCACGACUACACUGUUGCGGAGCACGCCCUGGGCCUCCUGCUCAACGCCGCUCGUCGCUUCUACGAGAUGCGCGACUACCAGCUCCAGGGCAAGUGGCCCGGCCACCUCGGCGGCCCUCAGCCCGACCGCCCCGCCGACCGCUUCACCUCCCUGCGCGGCGCCAACGUUCUCAUCUGGGGCUACGGCAACAUUGCCAAGACCCUGACCCCCCACCUAGUCGGCCUCGGCGCCAAAGUCCGCGGUGUCGCGCGCAACGCCGGCGUCCGCAACGGUAUCGAGGUGUUCGCAGAGGACAGCCUGCCUACGCUCCUCAAGGAGACUGACGCGCUCGUCAUGAUCCUGCCGGGCUCCGACUCCACGCGCCACGCUCUGAACGCUGAGCGUCUUGCUCUUCUGCCCAAGCACGCCUGGGUUGUCAACGUCGGCCGCGGCACGUCCGUCGACGAGGAGGCGCUGUUCCAGGCGCUGACGAAGGAGGAGAUUGGCGGUGCGGCGCUCGAUGUCUUCGACACGGAGCCGCUGCCUGGUUCGAGCAAGCUGUGGAAGGCGCCUAACCUGAUUGUCUCGCCCCAUGCUGCAGGCGGUAGGCCGCAGGAUGCCGAGGCGCUGAUUGCGGAUAAUCUGAGGCGGUUCUCUGCGGGCCAGCGUCUGAAGAGUUUGAUGUAA